UCAAUAGAGAUUUAGUAAAGGCAGUGCAUUUGUGGCGUGGAAGCAGCUAAAAUGUAGUUCGCGUAAUUAGGAUGUACGUUGAGGGAAUGGGAGCACACACGUUUUUUAAAAUGAGUGUGGAAGUGGAAUUAAGCUUUAGUUUUACAAAAACAUAGACUAUCCAGGUUACAGACAGUACGAUGUCAUGUAUACCGAAUAGCUAUGUUAAAAUUCAUUAUCAAGCACAAAUUCAACAGUGAGUUAAGGGUAUUCAAAAGUUUUUGAUAUUGUUUAUCAUGAGAAAAAUGGAAAACGCUGCCAAUCGACCAAGUCGAACGAGAGUUCGUUCUCACUCGCAAUCUGCAAGAGUGUUGGUUUUCGACGAAAAAACUGUCACUCAUAUGAGAAGCGUUGAUGAACCCAGCCAUCGACGAUUUUCUGAUUCAGAAGAUGGAAAGUUUCCUGUUAAAUCACGUUCAGAAGAAAAAACCAACUUGAUUCAUAUGAGAAAAUCAAAUCUGGGUCAGUCAGCACCAUCACUCUCUUCGAGCAUUAAAGAGCUGGGUUUGCCUCGAAGAAGUAGUCGUAUUGCCCAUAGGAAGAGCUUCAUAUCGGCAACUUCUCCAACAUUACCCAGGUGUCAUUCACCAGUUCUAAGCAGUCCCUUAGAAAGUCCACGGAUGUCUCCAAGCCAACAUUUUGGUUUUGCACCAAUUAAAAGAGGUGAUGGAAGAAGAUGGUCUGUUGCAUCUCUGCCUUCAUCUGGCUAUGGGACAACACCUGGAAGUUCUAAUGUGUCGUCACAGUGCUCUAGCCAGGAGAAACUACAUCAGCUGCCAAAUCUUCCUACUUCAGACGAACUUCAGAUGCUGACAUCACAUUUCUCAUCAAAUGACAGCAAUCCAAGCAUAGAUGAUGAUGGACGACGUUCUCCUUUCUAUAGACCUAGAUCAAGAAGCCUAAGUAGUCCGAGUCGUUCCCCAGUUACAGAUGAUGAAAUUGUUCUUAUGAACACAUUAUACAAGGAAAGAUUCCCAAAGGCCACUAAGCAGAUGGAGGAAAGAUUGCAGAGUUUUAUUGAUGAAAAUAAAUCACUAGAUUCAAAUGAGAAGUUCAGCAUACUUGCCAAAGACUGUGUACCCAUAGUGAGAUUUGUUCACCAUCAGAUUGUGGAGAUGGCAAGAGACUGCCUUCAAAAAUCUGAAGAAAAACUGGUCACCAGCAGAUAUUUCUAUGAAAUGUCAGAAAAUUUGGAAAAGUUGCUUUCGGAGACAAAAGAUAAAUCACCUGAUGCAGCAGCCUGGUUAAGUGGAAUAAUUAAAAAAUUACUUCUUAUAAUUUCUCGCCCUGCUCGUUUACUGGAGUGCUUAGAGUUUGACCCUGAAGAAUUCUAUUUACGCCUGGAACAAGCUGAAGGCCAAGCUAAAACAUCGUAUGGAAUAAAGGCAGAAAUAGCUCAGUAUGUCAUCAACAAAUUGGGUUUAACAAGAGAUCCCAUAGCAGAAUUACAGGAGGGAUUAAAUAAGAUGGAAAACAGAGCUGCGGUUUCAGAAGAAAGAGUUUCCACAACAACAGUGUGUCCCUUACCAGCUGCUAAGGACUCUAAAGAUUCAAAGGUGCCAUCUGAGGAUGACUUUGAAAUAGUGAAGUUAAUUUCGAAUGGAGCAUAUGGUGCCGUUUACCUCGUUCGCUCGAAGGAAACACGUAUGAGAUUUGCAAUGAAGAAAAUAACAAAAAACAAUCUUGUGCUAAGAAACCAGGUCGAUCAAGUAUUUGCUGAGCGUGAUAUCAUGAGUUUUACUGAUAAUCCAUUUGUAGUGAGCAUGUAUUGCAGCUUUGAAACAAAGAAACAUCUGUGCAUAGUCAUGGAGUACGUAGAAGGAGGAGAUUGUGCGACACUGGUGAAAAACAUAGGACCUCUCCCACCAGACAUGGCAAGGUUUUACUUUGCAGAGACUGUUUUAGCUGUUGAAUAUUUGCACAGUUAUGGAAUUGUUCAUAGAGAUUUGAAGCCAGAUAACUUGCUCAUAACAGCAUUGGGCCACAUCAAGCUUACAGACUUUGGAUUGAGCAAAAUGGGGCUAAUGUCAUUGGCAACUAAUCUGUAUGAAGGCUACAUUGACAAGGAAACCAAGCAGUUUUCUGACAAACAAGUUUAUGGAACACCGGAAUACAUUGCUCCAGAAGUUAUACUGAGACAGGGAUAUGGCAAACCUGUAGACUGGUGGUCUAUGGGCAUUAUAUUGUAUGAAUUCCUCAUUGGCUGUGUGCCCUUUUUUGGUGAUACACCAGAAGAAUUGUUUGCCCACACUGUAAAUGAUGACAUUGAAUGGCCAGAUGAUGAUGAUUGGCCAGUGCAACCUGAGGCCAAAGACAUCAUCACAUCUCUACUACAACAAAAUCCAAGAGAUCGACUGGGAACAGGGGGUGCUCAUGAAGUAAAGGAGCAUCCAUAUUUCAGUGGUGUGGACUGGAAUUCACUACUCAGGCAAAAAGCUGAAUUUGUUCCUCAGAUUGAUCAUGAAGAGGACACCAGUUACUUUGACACUCGAAUGGAUCGUUACAACCAUGACAUUGGAGAAGAUACAGAUGAUACAGAUGAGUCACCUCUGUUCAGUUCAUUCUCGUCGUGUACGCCACACUAUCGUAAGGUACAGACCAGGCUAAGUCUAUUUGAAGAAGGGGAUGAUGGCAGUUUCAGAAAGUCAUUCUCACGUGCCGAUUCAGGGCAGUCAGACCAUUCAGAGUCUUCUCCUUCCAAUCUUGGGAGUAAUUUGGACACACCAGAAACAGAUGGAAACCGGGAAAUAAUGGAGACAGGUGAUCGAUCAUCGUUGAAGAAAGCUGCACAGCCUAGUACGCCUGAAUCAUCACAAACUGAGAGUGAUGAUGUUUCACCACAGAUCCACAGGAAGAGGAGACUUCACUCAAAGGAUGCUCUUCCUCGUUUUUCAAUUUCUGUUGAAGAUAAUCGUACCAGCUCUCAGCCAGAGCAAAAUACAAACCAAUUGCAGCCAUUGCCCACUCAUCCUUUGGAGGAGAAAGGUUGGCGAAACUCUGACAAUGUUCCAAGAGUGUCAUUACCAGCAAUUCCUCCAAUUGCACCUUGUGGAAAGCACCGUUCCAGAUCAGUUAUCAAGAGUGCAUCUGCGACUGGGCUUUCUCUUAUGAUACCUUCUGAAGAAUGUCACCCACAACCAAUUCAGUCCCCUGGUGGAUCAAGCACUGCCAGUUCACGGGAUACAUCUCCUUGCCGAGAACUGUCACCUCUUGUUACAAGCCUGAAACCACCAAUUAUUAUCCGGCGUGGCCCUCGUGGAUUUGGUUUUACUGUGCAUACUAUUAGAGUGUACUACGGUGACACAGAUUUUUAUACAAUGCACCAUUUAGUAAUGGCUGUGGAAGACAGCAGCCCAGCAUUCGAGUCAGGUGUUCGCCCAGGUGACUUAAUAACGCACAUAAAUGGUGAAGCAGUACAAGGACUUUACCAUACUCAAGUACUGCAGCUCGUAUUAUCUGGCGGUGACCAUGUGACACUGCGUGCAACUCCAUUGGAAAAUACCUCAAUUCGAACUGGUGGUAGGCGUAGAGAACCGGGCCAGAGCCGCUUGGCACGUCACGCUGCUCCCCAUCGUCAACAGAGACAUCGCCAGAAGAGGGAUCAUCCUGACAAACGUCGCAAACCAUCUCUCUUCCGCCGCAUUAGCAGCAAGCGUGCUUCUGCUGAACUGCAUCAGCCAUUGAAAAUAUCGAGCCCUCUGUCAGCUCCGAUCAUUCCAGUUGACUGUAAACCUCAGUUCAAGCUGGCGGCAGGUGUACCUGCACAAACAAGUGUGACACCAAGUCGCAGCCUAACUUCACUUUCCAUGUCACGACCACUACCACUACCACCUACAGAGCUUGGGCCAUCCUCACCAUUGCGUUCACCACCUACGGUGCCUAUACCUCCACAUCGCUCGGCAUCUGUGGAGUCACCAGCAACUUCUUCACAGUCGAGCUCACCUGGUUCUGGUUCAGAUGGUAGUGGACAACCACCAGCACCUCAUUUCCAAAGGCCUUCAACAUUACAUGGUCUAAAACAUAAGCUGCAUACAUCAGCUAAAGGCGUUCGCUCACCUGGGAGACGCAAGUCUGUGGGUCAUAUUCCACUCAGUCCACUGGCAAGAACUCCUUCUCCAGGACCAUUGCCUUCUUCACCCACACGCUCACCUAGCCCCUUGGCAUUCCCUGCUGUUGCUGGACACCAACCAGGUAGCUCAAACACAACACAGUCAUACAGUCCAGGACAACCUCUUGUGCCCGCAACAGGAGCAGUAGCGAAAAAGGGAUUUGGUCGACCAAAGGGAGCUGAACCAGGUUCACCACUGCUGAGACGGGCCCUUUCACCUGAUCGCUUGCAUCCGAGAAGUGCAGAGAAGCCCGCACCACCAUCUGUGUCACCACUGUGUCAGCCAUCACCACCCAAGGUUACAGUUUCAUCGGCAUCACCUCGCUUAACUUCUGGAGUUGCAGCUUCCGUUCCCUCACCUUCAGAUCCCGAAAGAAGAAAAUCUGAUCCUAAUCCUUGCUCGGAACACAGUUCUAGUGACUUUAGAGCAUCUGCAUCUGGUGAUAGGGGCUCCCAACACUUGCCUCGCAUAGCAGAAGAAAAAGAUUCUCCUACAGGUUCCAAAGAUGAACAGAGUCCACCUUUUGGAGCAUUUUCAGAAUCUACAAUAGAUUUUGAUGGCCGCAUUGAUGUGUCUGUCCGAAGGUCUGCUCCGGGCCGCCUCUAUGAAGAUCGAAAUCAGGAAACACUAUCUGGUUCUGGGUUAACUAAUGAAAAUCUCAUCUCUGCAGAUUCAGAACCUUUAAGUGAUAUCUGCAGUAAUAAAGGUAAUGAAACUCUUAUUAAGAACAAAAAUAAAUGUUCUGUACACAGUUCUCCUGAGUCAACCAGUCAUUUGCCCGAACGUGAUGUAAUAAUAGGUGGUAAAAAUAACGCCAUGAAAGUUGACAUGAGAGCAGCACAUGAUAGUCACUCUAUCAGUUUCAAUAAAAGGCCUGAUAUUCUGCAUGAUGAUAAAUUAACCCAGAAUAAAAUAUCGACAUCUGAAACCAGAGUUACAAGUAUGACACCUGUUUCUUCUGAACUGGAUAAAGUAUCUGGUACUCAGAUUGUUGCCAGCAAACGUCAGAUUGAUAGCACUGCGUGUGAAAGCAAGUCAAAAUUUAUGCUUUCUGCAGGUGAGACCUAUCCUGCUUCUAAAAAUGUGGAGAUGACUAAGCAGCUUGCACCACAAGAUACCUGCCGGGCGAAAGUUGCUGAGUGUUCGGAGUUACAUACAACUUGUAGUGCCUCUGGGUCUGACAUUUCUGUCCAUGAAGCAUAUGGAGGAGGUACAACAUUUCAUAAUACACGUAAUGUCAGUGUACCUACAUCAACAGAUUUUUCUCGUCAGGCUGUGCCUGCAAUUGGGGUGAUAUUACGGGGAAACAAUGCACAGGCUCAGCCAUCAAGCAUGCAACAUGAUAAUGCAGCAGGCAGCAGUAAGGAAAAAGAAAGUGUCAGUAAAGUAGUAUCUUCUCUCAAGUGCACAGGUGGCAGUCAGGGCAGAGGAGUGCACAGUUCUUCUGGAGGUGAAUCAGCUUUGAGUAUAAUUCGAAGUUCAAAUAGUGAGCUGAAGAACAGUAACACACAAGUCACUAUAAGAGAGUGCUCUGAUGUGUCAAAGAAUAAAGAGACAUCAUCUUGACAUGGUGUGAACAAGAUAGAUGCUGAAUAAAAUAAGCCAUCUGAUACAUAUUUUCUGGUGCAAAGCUUUUAUUUCUGUGACGUUCGUAUUAUAUUUCCAAGCCAAAAAGAGCAAAUUAGAAGUAACAGUAUUGUUAUAAGAAGAAACCAGGGAAUGACUAUAAUAAGAAUGUUAGAGGAAGAUAAACUAGGAUGUCCAUUGAAGUAAUGCACCAGGUGAGGGUACAAAUUUGUGAAGGAGUGAGCAGUGUCUGUUUUCUUUGGUACAGAUUUACAUGGAGCUCUAUUACUUUAUGUGAAAUUCUCACAACAUUUUCAAAAAAAGUAGUAAAGAUUUUAAAAUAUGAAGGUUGUAUCUGUAAUAUAUUUUCUGUACACAAGCUAUUUUUAAAAUAACUAUUUAGCACAUUGGCCAAACUCCGUUGUAUAUAUUCAUGUAAAUAAACACUUUUAAAUAUUUAACUAAAUAUUUUAAUAUAUUUUUAAUUGUAAAUUGUGGAAUGUUUAUCAAGUAAACUUCCAAUUGAAAAAUGAAACUAUAUACAUUUGAAAUAUGUUAGAGUAAUCUUGAGAAAUGUCACUUUGAAAAUUCCCCAUUUUAAAUUUUAUAAUGUUGACUUUACUUUUGUAAAUAAAUAUGUUUCUUUGUUGAUAUUAAUGAA
Messenger RNA from Schistocerca nitens (vagrant locust), 6375 nucleotides. It is a transcript of the gene dop, whose product is annotated as microtubule-associated serine/threonine-protein kinase 2. Gene Ontology annotation, molecular function: ATP binding; protein binding; protein serine/threonine kinase activity. Bases 276 to 5714 code for a protein of 1812 amino acids. NCBI's taxonomy places the organism in Eukaryota, Metazoa, Arthropoda, Insecta, Orthoptera, Acrididae. Gene Ontology annotation, biological process: peptidyl-serine phosphorylation; intracellular signal transduction. The record is from RefSeq and is a predicted model, not a curated record. The transcript has 22 exons.